Uncinocarpus reesii 1704 is the source of this 1443-nucleotide messenger RNA. RefSeq lists its product as uncharacterized. The record is from RefSeq and is a predicted model, not a curated record. Bases 1 to 1443 code for a protein of 480 amino acids. Gene Ontology annotation, molecular function: oxidoreductase activity. NCBI's taxonomy places the organism in Eukaryota, Fungi, Ascomycota, Eurotiomycetes, Onygenales, Onygenaceae. The transcript has 4 exons.
AUGGGGCUGACGGGAACUAGUCGCGAAGCACAACACCGCCAACAGCUGCUGGGUGGUGCUCUAUGGAAAGGUGUACGAUGCGCAAACAUUAUCCUCAACCUAGCCGGGAAAGACGCCACGGAGGAAUAUGACCCCAUCCACCCCAGCGGGACACUGGAAGAGAAUCUACAGCCGGAAGCUUGCCUCGGAACGGUUGACCCGGCCACGCUUCACAAAUUGACACCGAAGAAAGCCCCAGAGCCCCCGAAGACGACGGAAGGUCGGCUGCCGCUGUCAUCGCUUCUGAACCUGGACGAUGUCGAGAAGGCGGCCACGAGCCAGAUCAGUAGAAAGGCAUGGGGAUAUUACUAUUCCGCCGCUGACGAUCUCAUCUCCAAGAGUUUGAAUAAUACCGUAUAUCGCUCCAUUCUCCUCCGCCCGAGGGUCUUCAUCGAUUGCAGAAAAUGCGACCUGACCACGACACUUCUCGGGCACAAGCUCUCUUCCCCAGUUUACGUCUCCCCAGCCGCCAUGGCCCGUCUCGCCCAUCCGGUUGGCGAAGCAGGUAUCGCCGCGGCUUGCUCUGAGUUCGGGACAAUGCAGAUAAUCUCCAACAAUGCCUCCAUGACGCCGGAAGAAAUAGUCAAAAACGCAACUCCAGAUCAAGUCUUUGGAUGGCAGCUGUACGUACAAACAGAGAAGCGCAAAAGUGAAGCAAUGCUGGCCCGGAUCAAGAAGCUCAAAGCGAUCAAGUUCAUUUGCCUGACACUUGAUGCCCCCGUGCCAACCAAGAGAGAAGACGACGAGCGAACCAAGUAUAUCCUUAAUACCGAUGACACAUCCGAUAUGCUCCGAAACGCUGGUGCCAGCUCAAUUUCGACACGGGGCGGAGGGAUCGGCGAGCAGUUGUUCGGCGGCACCGAUGCAUCUCUAACGUGGAAAACCACACUUCCGUGGCUGGCAAAACAUACCGAUCUUCCGAUUAUCCUCAAGGGUAUCCAGACGCAUGAAGAUGCAUACGUAGCGUCCUUGCAUGCUCCUCAAGUCAAAGGCAUCAUCCUCUCAAAUCACGGCGGUAGAUCCAUGGACACGGCGCCUCCCGCGAUACAUACCUUGCUCGAAAUCCGCAAAUUCUGCCCCGAAGUUUUUGAUAGCCUGGAAGUAUGGGUCGAUGGUGGCAUCAGGCGUGGAACGGACGUUGUCAAGGCCCUGUGUCUAGGUGCAAAGGCCGUGGGAAUUGGCAGAGCAGCCCUUUUCGGCCUUGGGGCUGGUGGAACCGACGGCGUUAAGAGAGUAUUGCAGAUCUUGAAGCAAGAGACCAAGACAGCCAUGCGCCUGUUAGGGGUAGAAAAGGUCGAAGAUCUGGGGAUGCAGCAUGUCAAUGCCCGUGCCGUAGAGCGGUUUAUCUAUGACGGUCCAGCUGGUUUGGAUGUUCUCGGCACUCUUCUAAAAGCCAAGAUGUGA